Melanotaenia boesemani (Boeseman's rainbowfish) is the source of this 3225-nucleotide messenger RNA. It is a transcript of the gene c15h21orf91, whose product is annotated as chromosome 15 C21orf91 homolog. Bases 142 to 1005 code for a protein of 287 amino acids. The record is from RefSeq and is a predicted model, not a curated record. NCBI's taxonomy places the organism in Eukaryota, Metazoa, Chordata, Actinopteri, Atheriniformes, Melanotaeniidae. The transcript has 5 exons.
AAGAGCUUCUGUAGCUUCUCUGGAUUUGCCGUGACGCGCACACUUGUUUAAUGUAUCGGAGACCACUGAGGCUGAGCAGAGCCGAGGUGUCCGCGACAAACCAGCAGCUGCCCGAAGAUACCGCCAGGAUAAAGAAGCACUAUGGAUGAGGAGGAACAGUUUGUGAAUAUUGAUCUGAAUGAUGACAAUAUCUGCAGUGUCUGCAAGCUGGAGACUGACACAGGCACCUUAUCUUUUUGCCAUGUGUGCUUUGAACUCAGUAUUGAAGGUGUCUCUUCUGCUACCUUGUUGCACUCAAAGUCCCUACGUGGCCACAGAGACUGCUUUGAAAAAUGUCACCUCAUUGCCAACCAGAAGCUGUCACAUUCCAAGGUGUCCCGAAGUGCCUAUGAGGGCAUGAAGCUGGCCCUCAGCCAGAAGCUGAACCGCAUCAUUCAGUUCGCCCAGAACAAAGACUCUGUCUCCGCCAACGGCUGCACCAGACGGGGGCCAAAGCUUCUUUGUUACAAUCAACAGAGUGACCGCAAGCUUCUCCCCCAGUCCGAUGCCCGGGUGCCCCGCUAUACUCCCAGCUGGGACAGGGGCAAAGCAGCGGGGCUGCCUGAAUACACGGUGGGGAUGCUGGAGUGUCAAACAGUCGAAGAGUUGGGGCUGCUGGAGUCACAAUCUGAUGUUUGGACCAGCGAUGGCAGGAAAGGUCUGCACAGCAGGAGCCAGUCAUCAGGAGGACGGACACAGCAUGGGCACCAGGGCCACAGCAGAGAUGAAUUGGCUAAAAUGAGUGUGGAUGAACUCCAUCAGCUGAAUGGCCAGCUGCUGAAGCAGAUUCAGAAGGUCUUUGAGGAGCUGACGGCUGCCGUGCAGGAGAAGGAUUCCUUGGCGUCAGAGCUUCAUGUACGUCAUAUCGCCAUUGAGCAGCUCUUCAAGAACUGUGCCAAACUGCCCUGGCUGCACAUUAGCAGGGCCGGCGUGAAGGCCAGCAGCAGCGACGGCCCUGUGGAAUGAGUCGCUGGAAAAAAGCAGCAAGGUGGAGUUUCUACAUCUGCUGCUGGGAGGAAGUUCAGCACGUCAUCGUUUGGGAUGCAGUGGCUCUGAAGUGACUUUUCCAACACUAAAGUGACAUUGAGCAUUAAGAGCUUGGUUGACACAGACGGUUUUCAUGCUUGCAGUGAUGAUGAUGCAAGGAUUCAUGGAGGUUUGCAAAUAAAUUGCUGGUCGGGAACGUGACCUGAAUUUCACCCGACCCCAGUACUUAAAAUGCAUGUGGCACAGAGGGUUUCACGUCUUGGACCUGGGAAAGGAUCUGCGCUACGACGAUCCCUUUUGUAAAGGAAAAGUUCAGUGAGACAAGACAAGGACAGCUGGAAGAUUUUCACUCAUCUGUUUGCUGUUUAAUUUGAUUCUGUUUGCUCGCAAAUGUUUGUUUUUAUUGUUGCAUUUCAUUUUUUCAAGAUACGUUUUGACUUUGUUUUUAUAAAUUUAGUCAGAUAUGGGUUUAAUCAUCUGUCAGCACUCCAUAAGUUAUCUAAUGAGUUCUGUAACAGUGAGUGUUGGUAUUUUAUGGGGGUGUAACUUGAAUGCUGUCCCUCAUAUUUCAGCUUUAUAUUUAACCUGCACACUCAGACUUGAAACGUGAAGUUUUACGUCGCCCUCAAACUGCUCUGAUUGCACCUGAUGGUUUGUGAAAACUGUGGUCCUCAGAAAUAUUUGUGAUUUUAUUAAUCACAUUGAUUUAUUGAUUGAUUGACUGAUCAGCAUCUACAUGGACUACAUCUGCUCAGAAAACUGUAAACAAAAAUACACUCAGACUUUAGAGUUUGGUUUAUUUGAAAAAAGGCAGUUAAAGGGUUAGAAAGGGGUAAUAAUUUGGGGGAAAACCUGAGCUAAAUUUUACCUGAAAACACGCAGAAGAAUCACACCAACAAAGACAAAUUAAAGUAUCUGACAUUUGUGAGUGUAAAGAAACUCAGCUGUUCAUUUGAAGCGACUAAGGGGACGUCAGUGAACGCAUCCUCUGUGGCUGGAACUCCGGGUUUUAUUUAAACUCAACUUUUCUCAUUAACUAUUAUUACUGGUGGGAUUUACUUGAUCUUUAAAGCAAAGCUUCUUGUGGUUUGUUGUGUAGCCAUCAAGCACAAGUGGUAUGAAUGAUUAUAGCCUGAGUUUUCAGUCAGAAGAGAAAACCAAAGUAUGUAUUUAUUAUAUACCUCGUGCAUUAGACAUUAACAGAUGAGGAUCUGAAACCCAACGAACUUUCAGAUCUAUGUUGUUUAUUCAGUCCCUGUUUUUGCUCUGGCGGUAUUACAGAAGCCGUUCGAUUUCAAGUGGAGAGUGUUGGAUUUGUGGUUAUUUUCUUUUCUGUCUCAUGAUUAGUGUUAACUUUUUUUGCCCGCUCUCCUGUAUUGAUGUGUGAGAACUGAUUUAAUUGAUUUGAUGUUACAGCAAUACAAACAGGGUAGUUUGGUCUACUGUGCCUAUGAAAGUUACUGACUCUUAAAGAAAGGAAGAUAAAUGAUGAAUUUAGAAAACCUAUGCAAGACAAAGACUAAUAAAUCAGAAGCCUUAUUGAGUGACGUGUAUUGGUUAUCCGAGUUUUCCUCAGAUGGAGAUCACAGAACUAGAUUAUAAGCAGGAAAGGCAAAGUUAUAAAGUAAAACUAAACUUCCUCCUGAAAGAAGAAACUUAAUAUAUUUGAAAGUUAAGAGAGGUUUAAUGUUUAGAAAAACUCAACAUUAUAAUUAUAUUUUUCUCUCUUUGUAAGAGAUUCUAUGUGUUUGACCCUUUUGGGGUUGAAAGCUUUUAGCUUAAUUUUAAACUUAGUGUGGUUUUAUUUGGCUAAAUGUAUUCAGUGUGUAUGAGUGUUUGUGUGUAUGUAGGUUAUUGGUCCUUAAUGCAGAUUUUUUGUCAUAAAAUCUUCAGUUGUACAUAUCUUGCAUUUUGUCUUUCAGUAAGAAUGCUGUGCUUUUGUAUGCUGUUGAAUCGUGUCUGGACCUGCACCUCUGCUCAGCAUAGAGAAAACAGGGUUGCUGGUUAUCUGAUUUUUUUUUUUAGGUUUUUUGUUCUCCCUGUUCAGGCUCCUCGUUUCUAAUUAUGAACUUGACUGCAUUUGUGCUUGUUUGAUGUUUUACAUUCUAUUUAUUUUACUUGUUGAUGGACCUUAUACUGGUUGUGUGAUUUGUGCUUAGGUGACUUUUUUAAAUAAAGUGAAAUAUUUUUACAUUCUGA